Oncorhynchus gorbuscha (pink salmon) is the source of this 1085-nucleotide messenger RNA. RefSeq names its product homeobox protein Hox-A13a-like. Gene Ontology annotation, biological process: regulation of transcription by RNA polymerase II. The record is from RefSeq and is a predicted model, not a curated record. Gene Ontology annotation, molecular function: DNA-binding transcription factor activity, RNA polymerase II-specific; RNA polymerase II cis-regulatory region sequence-specific DNA binding. The transcript is spliced from 2 exons. NCBI's taxonomy places the organism in Eukaryota, Metazoa, Chordata, Actinopteri, Salmoniformes, Salmonidae. Bases 67 to 978 code for a protein of 303 amino acids.
UCUCCUUUUUUCAGUCUCUGUGCUUUUUUAAAAAGAGCCAGAAGCCUCAAUGUUGGAUGUCGUGCUAUGACAACGUCACUGCUCCUCCGUCCUCGCUGGGUUGACCCGUCGGUAAUGUUCCUCUACGAUAACGUUUCCGAUGAAGUGAGCAAGAACAUGGACGCUGGCGGUGGUGGUUUUGCGGGAGGCAAUUUUGCGGCGAACCAAUGCAGAAACCUGAUGGCGCACCCCGCGUCCCUCGCUCCGAGCACCGCGUACUCGUCAAGUGAGGUCCCCAUCUCCGGUAUGGGUGAGCCAGCCAAGCAGUGCAGUCCUUGCUCGGCUGCGCAAAGCUCCUCCAGCGCGUCCCUGCCCUAUGGAUACUUCGGUAGCGGCUACUACCCGUGCAGAAUGUCGCACCACAGUAGCAUAAAGUCGUGCGGCACGCAGCCCCCCUCUGCAUACGGGGAGAAGUACAUGGACACGUCCGCCUCCGGCGAUGACUUCACUUCGCGGGCCAAGGAGUUCGCCUUCUAUCCGAGCUAUGCGUCGGGGCCAUACCAGCCCGUUCCCAGUUACCUGGACGUCCCCGUGGUACCAACUAUGAGCGGGCCAGCAGAACCCAGACACGAGCCCUUGCUGCCCAUGGAGAGCUAUCAGCCGUGGGCUCUGACUACAAACGGGUGGAACGGACAAGUCUACUGCACCAAGGAGCAGCCUCAGCCUCACAUGUGGAAAUCCUCCAUACCAGACGCAAUGUCUCACAUAGGAGGGGACGUGAGCUCCUUCAGACGUGGAAGAAAGAAGCGCGUGCCAUACACCAAGGUGCAACUGAAGGAACUUGAGCGCGAGUACGCGGCCAAUAAAUUCAUAACGAAGGACAAACGAAGGAGGAUAUCCGCCCAGACUAAUCUAUCUGAGCGUCAGGUCACUAUCUGGUUUCAGAACAGACGCGUAAAGGAGAAGAAGGUGGUCGUCAAAGUGAAGAGCAUCAGCUAGUUCUGAACGAUGGGAAUUGAGUACACACACACACACACACACACACACACACACACACACACACACACACACACACACACACACACACACACACACACACACACACA